Molecule: messenger RNA, 1979 nt
Organism: Tarenaya hassleriana
Lineage: Eukaryota; Viridiplantae; Streptophyta; Magnoliopsida; Brassicales; Cleomaceae
Exons: 11
Coding region: 377-1900 (507 amino acids)
Source: RefSeq, a predicted model, not a curated record
CGCUCUCCUCUCGCAACUUCAAAAAGAUUGGUGGGCACUGUCAUCACUCUCUUUGGAACACGCCAUUAAAGCAAAUUCCUGAUAAAGCUCCCACACCUUAAAAGUAUCCAUCUUUUUCCACACCCCGACCGAGAUUACGAAACUUCCCCUCUUUCCUGGUUCACAAAAACCUAAAAAUCAUCUUUUGUUGUUGAAAUUGCCCCCUCACAAUUUCGUUUCUUUUUUCACAUCUUUUUCCGAGAAAGUGUUCCUUUAGAUUUCUUUGCUAUCUGGGUUUUGGUCCUUCUGCAAUGAUUCCCUGUUUUGAAUUAAGGAUCGAGAAGUUCUUUAUAUGGGGAAGUGGUACUAGGUUUCACUGUUCAGACACAUCUGAGAAAUGGGUGCUCUCAGAAGAAGCGUUGGUCUGAUCCAGACCAAGGGUUGUUCGAACCUGUUUCCUGGUUUACCAUCUUCACCAGUUCCCAUGUCUCAAUCCAAUGGACCAUUCUCUGGUCUGAUUAUAUGCGUCACUGGUUUAUCCAGAGAUGCGAGAAAGCAAGUCAAGGAAGCCACGGAGAGACUCGGUGGCCAGUACAGUCCUCACCUUCACCCGCAAUGUACCCAUUUGGUUGUUCAGAGCUUCGGUGGACGUAAGUAUGAGCAUGCACUGAAGCACGGGCCAAGAAAUGGUCUCUUCAUUGUCACAAUUGCAUGGUUUGUUGAUAGUGUCAAAAGAGAUGUCCGGAUGAGUGAAUCUCUUUAUAGUGUCAAGAAAGUGGGACAAAACAAUGCAAAUGUGGAUGGAUUGAGCCGAUUUCUUGGACCUGAAAUUGUUUGUCAUUCGGGUACAAUCGACCAAGGUGUACAUUUUGGCACAUCAGAACUUUACUUGGCUCUAUCUCAGCAUUUUGUGUAUGUGGAUUCAGACAUUUCAGAUGAUCUCCGCAAUAAGGUAUUGAGGGUUGCUGAAGAUCAAGGUGCAAAGCCUGUUAAUUCUUGGUUUAUUGGUUCCGGUGCGAGUCUCGUGGUGUGUGAAGGUGCCUCUGUUGGGAGAUAUCUCGGGCAUGUGAACACUGUUGUCUCACCUCUAUGGAUUCUGAAAUCGGUGGAGAGUCGUAUGCAGAGGCUUGUUCACAUAUCGCCUGAUUUAGCCAGGCAUUUAGAACUGAUGCUUGAAAACCUUCAAAAUGGCUCUUCAGAGGAGAGAAUUCGUGAGGAAGAUAACCCUCGGAAUGCUCUCAAAUUAAGUAAAUCAAAACAAGAACGGGAAGAGAUUGUAAAUAUUGCUAAAAAGGGGGUUAGAAAGCGACGCAGUCUCCAUAUGCAGACAUGUCAAAAUCCAAUAAGACAAAUUACACAGAACAGCUUGAUGGAGAAUAUUUGCUGGACAAUAUCUGAACCAACUUCAAGUGCCGCUGUUUUUGCCGAUUCUUGCAGCAGCAGUGACGAGAUUGGUGAACCUCGUCAAUCCGUUUUACCUGAGGGGAAGAAUCCCGGUUCGGAUUCAGUGGCUUCAUUUUCAAACACAACACGACCACUCACUGAGAGUGAGAAGACAAAAGUGAUAUUUAAGGACCACUUCCUCACCAUACUCUUUCCCGUUGAUCGGUUUUCUGAGAUGGGACCUUCCUCGCGGACGUAUUUCAGCGAGAACGGUUUCACAUGCCUCCAAAUAUUGGAUAGUAUCUACAGAUUUUAUCAGGAGAACAUGGCGGAUCAUGAAAUAGAGGCGGCGAUUCACACAGACUCGAGGCAUGCUGAUCGUCUUAGGACAGAGUAUUGCAGCAAAGAGACAUCGAAUCGCGGGUACAUGGUUUUCAGACGAAUAGAGCUUCUUGGGAGCAGGAAGAGCUUUGAAAUGCUGAAGCGCGUCAACGGAGAUAACAACAGUAAUGUAUACGAGCUUGUGAUUAGAGCGUGAGCAUGGUCGCCUCAUUUUUCGGUGUUCACAAAAUACAAAACUGUGUAUCCAAUUCAUGAAUCAGACUUUUUAGAUGCAA